AUGGUAAAAACGACGACGACGCGCUCGUCUUCGUCGUCGUUUACGUCGUCGUCGUCUGAAUCGUCGUCGUCCGAUGACUGCGACGUGAACGACUCAGAAGAAGACGAACGAAAAGUGCCUCUCUCCGAUGAGAGGAUGAUGACAAUGAUGAUGAAGAUGGAAAGAAAGCUGAAAAAACACAGCAAACGAGUGCAAAAAGAUAUUCAAAAUAUCCUUUCGAUGGCAAAAAGUCACGCGAACGCGCACGCGAUAUCGACGAGAGAACACAUAAACGUGCAUUGGGAAACGACGCAUAUGUAUUGCGAAUCUAUAGAGAAAGCGGUGGAUUCUACGGAGGAUUUAAUGCAACGCGUGGUGUCGGUGGCGGCGUUCGCGGAGAAGUUGAGAGCGCUGGCGAAACGGACGAAAACGCUGAGGAUACAAGCGGAAGUUUUGGAGAAGAUGUGCGAGGAGAGAGGGAUACUCGUGGCAACAUCGGGAGGGAAGAGAGGAAAUAAUAACACGUCGUCGCCUCUAAGUCAUGGUGGUGGCGGCGGCGUUCUUUCGUCGUUGUCGCCGUUGCGUUUUUUUCGAUCCGGAUCGGCGUCGCCGAAGAAGAGGAACACGCCGCCGGCGUCGCCGUCUUCGAGGACGUCGAGAUCGAACGACGUUUUUGCGACUUCUCCUUUCGCGAAAGAAGACGACGAGAGGAAGAAAGAAGAAGAGGAGAGUAGAUCGUCGAUGACACCAGAAGUACAAACUCGACCACCUCUUCCUCCUAAAAAUCUUCCUUCUUCAUCAUCAUCCCCGACGCCGUUCGACCCUUCCAACAUCAUCGCCUCCGUCGUCGAACGGAAAAAGAUCGAACGGUUAGCCGAGUUGCGCGAAAUCGAACGCGUCAAAGAAGGUAAAUACGGCGUCGUCACCCCGUACGAAAACUCGUCACCGGCGGAGACGCCGAAAGGAGGCAAAUCAUCGAGUUUCGAAGAAGAGUACGAAAGAAAAGAAAAAGAGGUCAAAGUCGCUCUGGACGAAGUCGUACACUCGCUCGGUAAGAUGUAG
Bathycoccus prasinos is the source of this 1041-nucleotide messenger RNA. RefSeq lists its product with no specific name. The coding region runs from base 1 to 1041 and encodes 346 amino acids. The record is from RefSeq and is a predicted model, not a curated record. NCBI's taxonomy places the organism in Eukaryota, Viridiplantae, Chlorophyta, Mamiellophyceae, Mamiellales, Bathycoccaceae. The transcript has a single exon.